Messenger RNA from Octopus sinensis (East Asian common octopus), 2658 nucleotides. Its product is annotated as propionyl-CoA carboxylase alpha chain, mitochondrial. NCBI's taxonomy places the organism in Eukaryota, Metazoa, Mollusca, Cephalopoda, Octopoda, Octopodidae. The record is from RefSeq and is a predicted model, not a curated record. Gene Ontology annotation, molecular function: metal ion binding; ATP binding; propionyl-CoA carboxylase activity. The transcript is spliced from 23 exons. Gene Ontology annotation, cellular component: mitochondrion. The coding region runs from base 231 to 2486 and encodes 751 amino acids.
UAAAUGUUAGUGCAAGCGCUAGAAAUUAUUUAUAAACAGCAUGAAAUCUUUAUUAAUGAGUAAAUCAUAAAUAGUAGAGAUAAUCGAAGCGCUCUGCUUUUUCCGAUAGAAAAAUAUAUUAGUUGGAAAGUAUACUGUUUUAAUAUAUAAUACUUUCUCUCUGAAUAUUUACGACUUAACGUCAACCGGUGUGAGUUGCUGUGAGAGAAGAAUUAAAGCUUGGCCUGAGCAUGGCUUCUUUAAUUAAUGUGUUUAGGCGGACUUCGUUGUCUUCGUCUGGAUCUCUUCAAUUGCCAUCUUCUCAUCGUUUGGCGGUAUUACAUUUACGUCCUUGGUUAUUUCAUCGCAGUUCUUCUUUGUCGCAAUCCAAAUGUGCCAAGCAGAUUUACAGAAACUCUACAAGAUGCCUUUGCACCACAAAUUCUGCAUCUCAACUUUCCAAAGAGAUCUAUUGGAACGAUGCAUCUGACAAAAAUGAAACGAAAUUUGAUAAAAUUUUGAUAGCAAACCGUGGUGAAAUUGCUGUGAGAGUGAUCAACACAUGUCGUCGCUUGAACAUCAAGACCGUGGCUGUCCACAGUGACAUUGACUCAAUGGCGCUACAUGCCCAACUAGCAGAUGAAGCUGUGUGUAUAGGGCCAGCACCAACCAACCAAAGUUAUCUUGACAUGGAUGCCAUUUUGAAAGCUGUCAAAGAUACAGGAGCUCAAGCCGUCCAUCCUGGUUAUGGCUUUCUAUCAGAAAAUACAGUUUUUGCAGCUAAAUUGGAUGAAAUGGGUGUUGCCUUCAUUGGUCCAAACAGUGCCUCUAUCCAGUCUAUGGGUGAUAAAAUUGAGAGUAAACGCAUUGCAGGUGAUGCUCAGGUAAACCUCAUUCCUGGGUUUGAUGGUGAAGUCCAAGACGUUGAGCAUUGUGUGCAACUUGCUAAUGAAAUUGGUUAUCCUGUUAUGAUCAAGGCCUCAGCUGGAGGUGGUGGAAAAGGGAUGAGAAUUGCCAGAAGUGAUAAAGAAGCAAGAGAUGCAUUCCGUUUGUCUACGCAAGAAGCUGCUGCCAGUUUUGGUGAUGACCGAAUGCUCAUAGAAAAAUUUAUCGACAAUCCACGCCACAUUGAGAUUCAGGUACUCUGUGACCAACAUGGAAAUGCAGUCUAUUUAAAUGAACGAGAAUGUUCAAUCCAGAGAAGGAACCAGAAGGUGAUAGAAGAAGCACCCAGUACUUUUAUUGAUCCAGCUGUACGUAAAGCUAUGGGAGAGCAAGCAGUGAGAUUAGCCAAAGCUGUAAAUUAUUCUUCAGCAGGUACAGUGGAAUUUUUGGUUGAUUCUCAAAGAAAUUUCUACUUUUUGGAGAUGAAUACUAGAUUGCAGGUGGAGCAUCCAAUCACUGAAUGUAUUACUGGUAUAGACAUUGUCCACCAAAUGAUCCGGGUAGCUAAAGGACAUAAAUUAUCAUACACUCAGUCUGAUGUCCCUAUCAAUGGCUGGAGCUUCGAAUGUCGAGUUUAUGCUGAGGACCCUUUUAAAAACUUUGGUAUGCCCUCCAUUGGUCGUCUUUCCAAGUACAUUGAACCUCUUCAUAUACCACAAGUACGAUGCGACAGUGGCAUUAUGGAAGGUAGUGAGAUCAGUAUUUACUAUGAUCCCAUGAUCUGCAAGCUUGUAACCUAUGGUAAUUCUCGGGAAGAAGCCCGAGAACAGAUGAUUCAGGCUUUAGAUGCUUAUGUAAUUAAAGGUGUAGCCCAUAAUAUCCCUCUUCUUAGGGAUAUUCUGACUGAAUCUAAAUUUGUGGCUGGAGACCUGACAACUGAUUAUUUAAUGCAGACAUAUCCGGAGGGAUUCUUGGGCAAAGAGCUAUCAGCUGGUGAAGUGUCUGAGCUAGCUUCCAUAGCCAGUGUUCUCUAUGCUAAAGCUGAGCUAAAAUCUUGGGCUAUCUCCAAUCAAAAUGUUUCAGUCGAUGAAACCCCUUGCAGUUGGUCUCUUGUGGUAAAAUUAGGAGAAGAUUCUAUAAAGGCGGAUGUCACUCACUUUCCACUUUUAAGACAGUAUCAAGUGACUGUAAACAACCACACUGCUACCAUUCCUGAUGAAUUCACCUUGUCACAGCCUAGAAUCACAGCCAACAUCAACGGCAAGACACACACUGUACAGUUGAUUUCACGAGAACCUUCAGGAGCAAUGAAAAUACAAUUAUAUGGAACUGUGUUUAAGAUCAACAUACUUGAUGAACUGGCAGCUGAUCUGAUGAAGUACAUGCCUGUUAAACAGGAAGUUGACCGAAGCAGUAUGCUUGUAGCACCAAUGCCUGGAAUUCUAAAGUCUAUUGCUGUUGCUGCUGGUGAUGUGGUAUCUGAAGGUCAAGAACUGUGUGUUCUGGAAGCUAUGAAAAUGCAAAACAGUUUAGUUGCUGGUAAAACGGGGACGGUGAAGAAAGUUGAUUUCAAAGCUGGUGACACAGUUAAUGAGGGUGACAUUCUUGUGGAACUCGAGUAAAGCUUGCCUUUGUGCUGUUCUUACCCUCACCCUCAAUUCCCACAUUCACGCCUGUUUCUUCUUAGGCACUUGUAGCAAAUUGAUAUCUGCUGCACUGGGUGAUCCCUAACCCUCUAAUCACAUUGAUCCAUCAACUUUACUGUUUAAUAAAAUUCUAUUUGUCUUUCUCUAA